GCGCAGGAUGCGCGUCAGGGGGACGGGGCCGCCGCGGCACCGGGCACAGCGACCGCUUCCAGAUAUUACGCGUACCUUCAGCAAGCUCAAGCUUUUUACACGUUUCCGUUCCACCAAAUGAUGACAGCGCCGCCUAACAUGGAAAUCAUGACUGAGCAGCCGACUGUAGAGGGCAUGCCAGAGCCAGAAUUUGCUCAGGAACCUCCUAAAGAAGUUAAAAAAGGAGGAAGGAAGAGAAAAGCCAAAGCAACUGAGCCAAAGCAACCCAAAAAGCCUGCUGCUAAAAAAGAAAAACCGACUAAGUCAAAAGGCAAACAGGAGAAGAUCACAGAUACUUUUAAAGUCAAAAGAAAAGUGGACCGCUUUAAUGGUGUAUCUGAAGCUGAACUUCUGACCAAGACUUUACCUGAUAUUCUGACCUUCGAUCUGGACAUCGUAAUAAUUGGCAUAAACCCUGGCUUGAUGGCAGCUUACAAAGGACAUCAUUAUCCUGGACCUGGAAACCAUUUUUGGAAGUGUCUCUUCAUGUCUGGUCUAAGCAAUGAACAGCUGAACCAUAUGGAUGACCACACCUUACCACAUAAAUACGGCAUUGGAUUUACAAACAUGGUGGAGAGGACAACACCUGGAAGCAAAGACCUCUCCAGUAAAGAGUUUCGGGAAGGAGGGCGAAUUCUGAUGCAGAAAUUACAAAAGUAUAAACCUCGUAUAGCAGCUUUCAAUGGAAAAUGUAUUUAUGAAAUUUUUAGUAGAGAAGUUUUUGGAAUAAAAGUUAAGAACUUGGAAUUUGGAUUGCAGCCACACAAGGUGCCAGAUACAGAAACUCUCUGCUAUGUUAUGCCAUCAUCCAGUGCAAGAUGUGCUCAGUUUCCUCGUGCGCAAGAUAAGGUUCAUUAUUACAUAAAGCUAAAAGACUUAAGGGAUCAACUGAAAGGCAUUGCACCAAACACAGAGGUGCAGGAAGUGCAGUACACAUUUGACUUGCAACUUGCACAAGAGGAUGCUAAAAAAAUGGCUGUCAAAGAAGAAAAAUAUGAUCCAGGUUAUGAAGCAGCAUAUGGAGGAGCUUACUGUGAUCGUGCACCAUAUGAAAGUGAACAGUGCAAUUUCUCUUCAAACGGAACUGGCAAUCCACAGUAUUGUGAGGGGUCAUCAUCCUUUGGUGAAGUUCCUAAUGGACAGUGGAUGACACAGUCCUUUGCAGACCAGAUUCCAGAGUUCAACGCUGACAUGACACAAGAACCAGAGGGAAGCAGUGCGUAAGGGCUGUUUCUUCUCAGCUAUGCAUACAUGCUGCAGUUUUAAUGCAGUGGUGAAGAUUGGUACCUCGGUUCUCCAACUGAAGCAUUUUAGUAGUAUUUUAUCUCCCUUAGUUAUUUUAUUAUAGUCCAAAGUAAGUGUGUGGUAGGCUCAAAUCAAUGAACUAGGUAAUUUUAAGGAACUGUCGAAACUUUUUUAAAAAAAAGUUAGCCUUUUUUGUAUAUGAGUUUUAUAUUUAAUGUAUGCCAUUUCUUGCAGUUUUUGACAAAUUGCUUUCCCAUUGUGUCAAUUUCUUUGCGGCGUUAAUUUUAUUCCAUGAAUUGUAAUGUAAUAGUAAGAACAGCAGUAUACUUUUUAUUGAUGCCUCAAUGUCCUUUUAUAUAUCUAGAGGGGAAAAUGGGAAGUGUACCCUUACCUUACAUGAAGUGGUGUUUUUAAUUAUGCACAGUUAAACAAAUUGUGCUUUUUAAGACUUCCUUUUACUUUCUUAAAAAGUGCAGAAGGUUAAGUUCUGCAGCUGUGAGUACUGAGUAUUUUCCAGGGCAGGAAUAGAGAGGUCUGUCUGUCUAGUGAUUGGAACAUAUUCAGGGUUAAGGGAGCAGAGACAUCUCAAGUUAAAAUGCUGGGGAGGAAAAAUUGCGUCACGCAUGACAGGACCUUAAAUAUUCUAGCCGAACUGUCUUAGGGUAAGUUGUUCCUAUCAUUCCAUCUAUUUUCCCCUUAAAUUCUGAUGUAAGGAACUGGAAUUCCUUAAAAAACAGUGGUUCUUGAAUCUGUGGCAUUUAAAUUCUCAGUCACUUGUGUGAUUAGUCUCUUCACCUGACCUCUAGCAGGAGAACAGGUUACAUUUGCAGGGAAGUGAAAGACCAUAUUCCCUGUAAAAAUAUCUACAGUCAUGUUAUUUCUAUCAGGUACAAUUAGCACAGGGUGAAAGAAGAUUGUGAUUUAACUGUUUUUAACAUUAAUUUAUCUUCAAUCUGUAAGACCUUAGAGGGUGUUCUUAUUACUUUUACAAGUGAAAAAUACUAAGGUGAAGACAAGGGCAGCUGUUCCAUGAACAAGAAGUCAGCUGUUGGAACUACAGCUCUCUUCUUUAGAACUUGCGGAAAUAAUACACGCUUUUGGCCAAUACUUGUGGCCUGAGAAAGAAAUGAGAAUCCAUGCUUGUGCCUAACUAUCAUCUUCUUUCCCUCUUUUAUUAUGUGAGGAAGAGAUGAAGUAAAAGCAAUAAGCUGAUCAAAACAUUCAAGUUUUGAUGAUCUUAUGAGAGAAGGUGCUUCACAUACUUGAAAAACAGAUACAAACAGUAUCUCCACAGUCCAUGCUGGUCAGAGGUUCCUGUACCAGUCUUAUCCUUUCCUCACAGCCACUGACAGUUGCCACGCAUUGAGUGUAACUAGUUGGCAUAGACAGUAAUCCUGCUGUAACAUCUCUCGCGGAGAUCAUACGCUGUCACCCUGCUGUCAGGCAGGCAUGAUGUUUACAGUUUUCUUCCCAAAUGAUGUGGCUUAAUUCUGAGCGUCUGAAAUCAAGGAGUGUGCGUUAUGAUUAUGUUGAUUAGCUCCAGCAUAAAGCUGUUCAAUAUAUUGUCAAAAAGGUAUAGGAUUUGUCUUGUCUGUUAUUUAAUGUGUACUGUAUCAUGUAUUGCUGUUUACAUGGACAUUUUCCUGCAGGUGCUCAAAGUAUCUUGUAUCAGGGAUUUGUUACAAUUCAAUUUUAUUUUUCAGCAACAUCAGAAGCAUGUAACUAGCACUGCUGAUUAGGUGGUAUAGUAGUACGUAACUACUGUACCGCUAUCCUGUUUGAUUUGGGGAUAGGGAAAGGUCUCUCCUUCUUGAACAGAGGCACCUACUAGAUUAUCUAGGUGUAAAAUACAGUUAAGUAUAUAAUGACCGUUUCACUAAAUAUUGCAAUUUAUGUGUAUUUCCUCAGAACUGGUGCUCUUUUCAUUACAGUAAUACAGAGGUUCUUAACCUGUCUUAAAUUUAUCUCUGUUUCACAAUAAAAUCAGGAAUUAUAUUG
Molecule: messenger RNA, 3282 nt
Organism: Cygnus atratus (black swan)
Lineage: Eukaryota; Metazoa; Chordata; Aves; Anseriformes; Anatidae
Gene: TDG
Product: thymine DNA glycosylase
Exons: 10
Coding region: 118-1263 (381 amino acids)
Biological process (GO): base-excision repair, AP site formation
Cellular component (GO): nucleus
Molecular function (GO): mismatch base pair DNA N-glycosylase activity
Source: RefSeq, a predicted model, not a curated record